AUGUCAACAUCAUCUCAACAAAAUAAUCAAAUGAAGAUUUGUGUUCUCAAGUCUAAUUUGGAAGAAAUAGGAAAUGAGUUGAUUAUACAAAAUUCGACAAUACCAGCGCUGGACGACGAAAAUGAGUGUAAAUAUCGUGAAACUAUGGGGGUUGUUCAAGUGUUACGUGCUAUUACCACUGAGAUUGAGAUUCAAAAUGAAGAAAGUUCGAAAUUAACUGCGAAACGAAGACAACUUCAGCUAAACUGCGAAGAGAUGACCAAGUCAAUCAAUAAAGAGCUCGAAAUAAGGAACAAAAACGAAAAUCAGUUGCAGCAAGUCGAGAACGAAAUAGAGGAGAAAAUUCGUUCGUACGAAGCAUUGUUACGUGAAAAGGCAGAUCGUUUUCGGAAAAUGCACAACGUUUAUGAUGAAAUAGAAAUGAAAAAACAGUUAGAAACGGUUAAUGAGGAUUUAAUAAAAAUUACUACAGAAGAAGGAAAGCAGCAGAAUGUAGUUAAAGAUUUAGAAAAAGAAUUGGCGGCAAUAGUACCCGACUUGCCUGAUAAUAUUCUGUCUAUAUUGCGUAAAACAGAAUUGGAAAAUAAAUUGAAAACACUGACUGAUAAAUGUAAUGAAAAACGUGAUACAUUUGAACGACUUCAGAAGAAACAGAAAUAUGGCUUCGAAUUUAAUAUAUAUUAA
Messenger RNA from Papilio xuthus (Asian swallowtail), 684 nucleotides. RefSeq names its product cingulin. The record is from RefSeq and is a predicted model, not a curated record. The transcript has 6 exons. Bases 1 to 684 code for a protein of 227 amino acids. NCBI's taxonomy places the organism in Eukaryota, Metazoa, Arthropoda, Insecta, Lepidoptera, Papilionidae.